Molecule: messenger RNA, 1451 nt
Organism: Brassica oleracea var. oleracea
Lineage: Eukaryota; Viridiplantae; Streptophyta; Magnoliopsida; Brassicales; Brassicaceae
Product: dof zinc finger protein DOF3.6
Exons: 3
Coding region: 208-1293 (361 amino acids)
Biological process (GO): regulation of DNA-templated transcription
Molecular function (GO): DNA-binding transcription factor activity; DNA binding
Source: RefSeq, a predicted model, not a curated record
GAAAAAAGAGAAUAGAUAUAGGAAAAAGAGAUUUAUAUAUAUUAACUAAGGAAACUUAUUCUCUUCUUUUUAUCUCAUUCAGCUCCUCCCUUCUCUCUUCCAAUCUCUCUCCCUCUCCCUCUCUCCCCGUGGAUCAAUUCUUUCUUAUGUGAUGUGAUUUUCCACCAUAUAUGCAACCUAAAAAAGCAUUUCAAGCUCAUUUCAAAGAUGGAUUUCUCUUCUCUUCCAGUUAAUUCACACAACUGGCAGCAGCAAGGUAACACACAACAGCAAGACCGUGUCACUUCUUACCAGAACCCUAAUUUCAAUUUACCACAGUUCUCAUCACCCCCGGCUUCUCAGGCUGGCUCAAGCCAAGCCAGGGUGGAUUCAAUGGUGGAACGCGCUCGGAUCGCUAAAAUCCCAUUGCCUGAAGCAGCUCUAAAGUGCCCUAGGUGUGACUCCACCAAUACAAAGUUUUGUUACUUCAACAACUACAACCUUACUCAGCCUCGCCAUUUCUGCAAGACAUGUCGCCGUUAUUGGACACGUGGUGGUGCACUGAGGAAUGUGCCUGUUGGAGGAGGCUUCCGGAGGAACAAGAGAAGCAAGUCCAAUGGUGGUGGGAGAUCGAAAUCCACGGUCGUGGUGUCAGCUGAUAACAAUAAUACUAGUUCAUCGCUUUCUUGUAACCCAAGUUACUCAAACCCUAGCAAGUUUCUUAGCUACGGUCAAGCCCCAGGGUUUACUUCCAACUUGCCUAUAUUGCCUCCGUUCCAAAGCCAUGGAGGUUACAACUCUAGCAACAUUGGAUUGGAUUUCAGCGGUAUUCAGAUGAGUGGGAUGAGUUCUAGUGGUGGGAUGUUGGAUCCAUGGAGAAUGUCUUCAUUACAACAAUCUCAGCAAUUCCCUUUCUUGAGCAACACUUCAGGGUUGGAUCAAUCUUCAAAUUCGUUGUAUCCAUUACUAGACGGCAAUGAAGGUGUUAACCAAGCUGAUCCUCUACAAGAGAGUAGUGAUUAUUCUAAUCAGCUAAGGUCUAAACCCUUUAUGGAUAUGGAACAACCUAGAAAUGUGAAGGCGGAAGAGAAUGAUCAGGAUCUUGAUAAGGAUGGGAACGGAGUGAAUAAUUUAUCUAGAAACUUUUUGGGGAAUAUUAACAUAAACCCCUCAGGGAAUGAUGAAUACACAUCAUGGGGAGGGAUCCCUUGUGAUGGGAGUUAUAUAUAUUACUGGGGAAAUAUCAAACCAUGGAGCUAUUAUAUACAUGAUCCAAGGCUAUUUUUGGGGAUCAACGGAAAGGUAUGGUUAUAAGUUUAUCGUUUUGAUCUUUUAGACGAUCUUAAAAGUGUGAGAGUAUGUUAAUUGGUUGGCUGCUGGUGAUAUUAUGUUUUUAUUAUCAUUAUUGGUUUUAUUGGCUAUAUAUAAAUGUGUGGGUUAUGUAUGAAUUAAGGAAUUGGUAUUAAUGGAUU